UUGGAGAAUAUUGGCAGUCAUUCGUCAGCAUGUCGAGAGGGAAGUUGUGUCUGUUAGUGAGUUCUUUGCUCCUCUUACAAAUUGUGACAAUUGAAGCAAAAAGGAUAAACCUGAUCAAGGUCAACCAAUGCUUGAAGGUUAGCCUGGAUCUUGUAAGCGCUGUCUCUAGACAGAUUAUGCCAGUUAUCAAGGAUAUGAUUAACUGCGUUAAAUACGAGGUCAAAAUUAACACUGAACGUAUGAAUUUAAUGCAGCUAGUCUUGGUGGUCUACCAGUUCUUCCUUUAUGCCUUAAACAACCGAUUGGACUGUCUGGCGAACGCCUAUAUGUCAAUGUCUGCCGUCACGAUUCCUAAGACAGAUGAGCUGAGCUCCUUGAAGUGUAUGUACUUGUUUGUAGAGGAGCCUUUGUGCUGAAAAAUCCAGAGACUAGCAAAACCAAUAAAAUGUGUCAGGUUUCUGUGUUUUUAAAUCCAUAAUAAAAUUUUUAUUAAAAGAGA
Drosophila kikkawai is the source of this 499-nucleotide messenger RNA. RefSeq lists its product as uncharacterized. The record is from RefSeq and is a predicted model, not a curated record. Lineage: Eukaryota; Metazoa; Arthropoda; Insecta; Diptera; Drosophilidae.